This is a messenger RNA of Rubroshorea leprosula, 785 nucleotides long. The record is from the annotation of a GenBank genome assembly. Lineage: Eukaryota; Viridiplantae; Streptophyta; Magnoliopsida; Malvales; Dipterocarpaceae.
AAAUGAAUGUUUGAAAGGAAUAUAGGCACCUGAAGUGCUAUUCAUAAUUCCUCAUGCUGAAAGGAGAAGUAAAGGGUGCAUCUGUCAUUCCCAGUGCUUUCUAGUUGGAGUAAGUCAUUUUGCAUGGGCAGCACGGGUAAUUUCGUAAUUUAAUCAAGUGAGAGAUGUUUAUAGGGAGGUAAACAUCUGCUGUCACUCGUCGAUUUUCAACUCAACCCAUUUUCUUCUGUGCUUUAUCAAUGGAAGACGACGAUCAAAAGGAGCUGCAGCUGCUACCUUGUCCGUUCUCCAUAGAAUCCUCUUCAGGGCCGCCUGAAUCUUCACUGAAAUACCGAUCGACAACAGCUGUUGAUGAGUUAGGUCCGUCACUGGACUUACAGCUCUCAAUUAGUCUCGAGCCGAUGCAGCCACAGCAAAAUUGCGCGGUAUCAAGCUCCAUGAGGGCAGACGCGGUGGAGGCACUGAAAUGGCAAGCGGCAGAGCAAAUUCGGCUGGCAGCAAUUGAGAAGGCGUAUGCGGAGAGAGUGAGGGAGCUGACGAAAAGGGAAAUGGAGCUGGCACAGUCUGAGUUUUCGAGGGCGAGGAACAUGUGGCAGCGGGUGAGGGAAGAAGUGGAGAAAGCGGAGAGAAUGAAGGAGAUGGCGACGAGGCAGAUAGAUUCUACGUGCAUGGAGAUCACAUGUCAAUCUUGCAGGCAAAGGUUCAGGCCUUGAUGAUAUAUGCUUAAUUUUUUGUUUUUCUUCCUAAGAAAACUAAUUAAUAUUCCGUGGACAAGUUGUUUGGUU